GCACCAUUUUGUGAAGCCACUCAAGCCUGCGAGAGUUGUGGUGGGAAUAUUUGUAUUUUGUUGCUAGUGAGCUAGCAAAACUUGGUGUUUUGUUAACGACUGACCAAACAUAGCUUGCUAUUUUUUUUUCUAUAUAUUUUUUUUUACAAUAGCAAUUAGCUAAAUUAACGUUAAAAGUGGUCUCCUAACUUUUAAAACACGAAAGUUAGUUAUCAGUCUACGGAUGUCUGGAGAUAAUAUGUCGGGCGGCGGGAGCGUGGUUCGUGGCCCAGCGGGAAACAACGACUGUCGGAUCUACGUGGGUAACCUGCCGCCUGAUAUUCGCACUAAAGACGUGGAGGAUGUGUUUUAUAAGUACGGGGCGAUCCGAGAUAUCGAUCUGAAGAACCGGAGAGGAGGACCUCCGUUCGCUUUUGUGGAAUUCGAGGACCCCAGGGAUGCUGAUGAUGCGGUGCAUGGUCGUGAUGGUUAUGACUAUGAUGGUUACCGUCUCCGGGUGGAGUUCCCCCGUAGUGGGCGUGGGGGAGGGAGAGGGGGUGGUGGUGGCGGCGGCAGGGGUGGCGGCGAUGGAGGAGGAGCCCCAAGAGGUCGAUACGGACCUCCCUCACGGCGCUCAGAGUACAGAGUCAUCGUCUCAGGUCUCCUCCUGUCUUUACACUGUUGCUCCUCUACCUCCUCCCUCUCCAGGUCUCCUCCUGUCUUUACUGUCUCCUUACAGGGUAGCUGGCAGGACCUAAAGGACCACAUGCGUGAGGCAGGUGAUGUAUGUUACGCUGACGUGUUCCGGGACGGUACCGGCGUGGUGGAGUUCGUACGCAAGGAGGACAUGACCUACGCUGUCCGCAAGCUGGACAACACCAAGUUCCGCUCCCACGAGGGAGAGACUGCGUAUGUGCGUGUGAAGGUGGACGGACCUCGCAGCCCCAGUUACGGACGCUCCCGCUCUCGUAGCCGUAGCAACGGGCGUAGCAACGGGCGUAGCAACAGCCGCUCGCGCAGCUUCUCACCGCCGCGACGCAGCCGUCCCUCGCCACGCUACUCGCCACGACACUCCCGAUCACGCUCCCGCAGCUAGACACAAACCACAUACACACACCUCCAGCCCAGCGGCCCCCCGGGAGAGGAUACAUCAGACCAGGAGACGGACAGACGCCGCCCGGUGGACAUUCUAAUGAAUUACACCUAAUGUUCUCUUGCCUCGGCUACCUCUUGUUCCUUCAUCCCUGUUUCCUGGUCUAGUUUGCCUCAGCUGUGGUUUUGGCUUAUGACCUCUGUUCUCUUUGUAUCUGCUGACCCCUCAUCUCCCCCCUUCCAUCUGUGUAAAGGGCUUUAAUUUUCUGUUUCUGUUUUUUGACUGGGGGGGCAUAAAAUCAAAUAUGUGGGGGAGGGAUGGUAUUUUCUUUGGCCUGUUGUGGUGUCUGUGAUGUGUUGCUGUGCUGACCUCUGACCUGUCUGUCGUGUCUCUGUAGAGAUCACAGGAGCAAGCUGAUAGGCUGCUGGGAAACAGGAAACUGUUCAUAUUAGGAUUAACAGGAGGAGCAGGAGGAGUCAACCAGCCAAUGGUAUGACGGCAGUAGUCUCUCAUCCAAUCAGCUGUCAGACCUGAUGUUUUAGUGACCAGUGAUAUUAUUGAACUGGUUUUAACUUUACUCUUAACUCUCUCAUAUUAGAGUGCUUUGCCACAUCUCCUUCCCUCAAUCCCAUCCUCCCCUGGUUUUCUAUUCACAAUUUCUGGUCAGAGUAGCAUGCAUGGCAGUGUGUGUCUGUGGAGGUAGGGUGUCUGUGGAGGUAGGGUGUCUGUGGAGGUAGGGUGUCUGUGGAGGUAGGGUGUGUGUGGAGGUACGGUGUCUGUGGAGGUAGGUGGCAGUAUCAAUAGGAUAGUGUGUGUGUCUGGCAUUGUUAUUAGUGGUUGGUUAGUCUUGGUUCAGAGAACUUUAGUUAUAAUGUUGAGGUGAGUUUUCUGUAAAUGUCUUCUCUUAAACACAGCUUUCAGAGCCAGCAGGUUGUGAUGGCUGAUUGGCUGUAGCUAGACUUGGGCGGUAUACUGUAUUUUACUAUACACAGAUAUUGAUGCAGGGACCGGUUUGGGUUUUUACUUGACCUUCUAUAACGAUAUUUGAACGUUUGGUUUGUUAAAUGUGAUACGCUGUGUAUAACGUCUGUUUUUAUAGUCGACUUGGCUACUUGGGUCAUCUCUCGCCAUGCCACUUUCUAGCCCCGCCCCCCUGUCACUCAAGGAGCAUAAUUGUUGUUGCUUGACCAGGAGACGCUUGCAUUCAGUCUGCAUUGUCAAUGCUGACCACUACCAUGUUGGCUAACCAGGAGACGCGUUCAGUUUGCAUGGUCAAUGUAACGUGCAACAAUGUUGAUGACGACAAUGCUGUUUUCACUUGGCUUCUUAAUAUAAAUCCACUAGCGUUCUAUAAUUACACUAUUAGUUUGUUUCUUACAUCUGCAAAUUUGUAUUUUCAUAACAAAUUGGGCCUUAAUCUUGUUAGCCGCUAAUGCUAACUGCUAGCUCGCUAAUAAAUGUACCGAGUUAGAGCAAAUGUAACUAGCUAUACAGCCUGAUAAUACCAGUGAUGGUGUAGAACUAAAUUGGCAUGUUGGUACAACAGUAUUUUCGAAAUCAGAGGAACAUGUGAAUGUUAGUUACAUGAAGUAACUAAAGAGAACCUUCAAUGUAGCCAAAGAUUAGAGUCCCAUAGGAAACACUGACCAUCACUUUGGUUCCUACCCUGUCACAAUAACUCCUCCUGGCAUUUAUGUCAAACACAGUAUUCAAAGUGCCCACUAUUAUAUCCGAACUAUAAAAUUAACCCUGCCUAAUCAUUAUUUCCUUUUAUUUCAACAGUUCCCCCAAGUGUUUUGCUCUAAAUCGCAAGUCCAAUUGCAACAUUUGGUUAAAAAUAAGGCCUAGUUUUUUUUUUGCCCAUAUUGUGCAGCCAGUCUUACGCGGCAGUGUGGAAAUGAUCUCAAAUGAGUGCAGGAAACGCAGAAGUUUAUGAGAAUGUUUUUGGUUGAAUUGAACAGUAUAAAGGAGAAAGGCCCAUUUGAAAUCACAUGUAUUAGGUUGGUAACAAUAUUCAUAAAGAAAAUUAAGGACUUUUAUUAAAAACAUUAAAUACUGGCAUACCAUUUUUUUAUAUUGUUUUUACACCGUGAUAUAAUAUUUUGGCCAUAUCGCCAAGCCCUAACUAGCAGGUUGUGAUAGUGUGGCUGAUUGGCUGUAGCAGGCUGUGAGUGAUUCUAACCUGUUGCUCCUUCCUUCUCUCUGUUGGGUGCGGGAUCUGUCUCAAGGAGGGCUGUGAUUGGAGGAGGGCUCUGUCUCCCCGUCCUGGAGCCAAUCAGACCUUCAGGAUUCAGGAUCAGAGCAGGGAUUAGGAUUAAGGAUGGAGAGAGAACGCGGAGUGGGACAGGAGCAUAGGAUCGGGACCAGCCCCCAGGCCACAGCCCAGCCCACUGGAACCUAGAUACUAGACCUAAGUCACUCAAAUGGCUCUCAAACACCCAAAAUUAGUUUAUUUUUCCUCCGUGUGGACUCCACAGCGUCCUUCUAGGAUCCUGACCAGCGUUCUUUUAUUAUUUAAGUGGAGCUCAACGCAAAACCAGGAGUCUGGCUCAGGAUGGAGGGAGGCGCACAUAAGGAGAUUGGUAACUAGAAGGGAAUUAUAAUCUGGGGGGUUAAAUGUGUUUGUUCAUUAAAGGGAUGGAGGGUAAUGUGUUUCGUUUGUUUGGAGGGAGGGUGUGAUUUUUUUUUUAUUUUUAAGGUUUGCAUUGUUUCCUCAGUAGAUUUUAUGAUUCGUUUGUUUCCCUAGUUGGUAACUUUUCAUGUUUCAGCACCUCUUCAAUAAAGUGUCUUCUACAGUA
Oncorhynchus tshawytscha (Chinook salmon) is the source of this 3870-nucleotide messenger RNA. RefSeq names its product serine/arginine-rich splicing factor 1B-like. Gene Ontology annotation, cellular component: ribonucleoprotein complex; nucleus; cytoplasm. The record is from RefSeq and is a predicted model, not a curated record. The transcript has 5 exons. Lineage: Eukaryota; Metazoa; Chordata; Actinopteri; Salmoniformes; Salmonidae. Bases 224 to 1075 code for a protein of 283 amino acids. Gene Ontology annotation, molecular function: mRNA binding.